AUGCGCUGUACUCUCGCCCUCGCUCUUCUCACUGCUCCCGCUUUCGUGUCAGCAACGCUCGCGCCGGCCUACACCAACACGAAAGGCAUGCGCCCAGGCAACUACAAUUGUCAAGUAACUAAAGUGUCCAAGGCAAUCCAGGCUGCCGAGUGCUCGCACAACACGCGCACCCACCUUCCGCAGACUUAUGCUGUGUUCGUGACGGAUCACCAGUACGAUGGCAACCACGGCUACCCUUACGGCACGUGCUCUGCGUAUACAUGCGACGGGCCGUCCAAGAACGAUCUAGUCGUUGACGACGACUGCUGGACAUUCUUUUGGAGUAACAACGGCACGGACGAUGGCGUUGGAACCGGUCCUAUCAGGAGCCCCAUUACGGGUGAGGCCGGCUGCGAAAGAUCGAUCGACGGCAUUUUCCUUGUCGGCAGAAACGACUGCGUGUAA
Messenger RNA from Peronospora matthiolae, 444 nucleotides. NCBI's taxonomy places the organism in Eukaryota, Oomycota, Peronosporomycetes, Peronosporales, Peronosporaceae. The record is from the annotation of a GenBank genome assembly.